ACACUGGGGAGGUGGAAACCUCGCCUCCUUUUCCUGUGCUUAGUACCAUCUGACUGGCUAAAUGGUUGUCCUCCGUACAAAAAAGGCUAGUGUGCAAUCUAAGGAGACUGCUUCUGACUAGGUCAUGUUUGCAUUUGAAGAAUUCAGUGAACAGAGUAUCUGCCAAGCACGGGCUUCUGUGAUGGUCUAUGAUGACACCAGUAAGAAAUGGGUGCCAAUCAAGCCAGGCCAGCAGGGAUUCAGCCGGAUCAACAUCUACCACAGCACUGCAAGCAACACCUUCAGAGUCGUUGGGGUCAAGCUACAGGAUCAGCAGGUUGUGAUCAAUUAUUCAAUUGUGAAAGGGCUGAAGUACAAUCAGGCAACGCCCACCUUCCACCAGUGGCGAGAUGCCCGUCAGGUCUAUGGCUUAAACUUUGCAAGUAAGGAGGAGGCGACCACUUUCUCAAAUGCGAUGCUGUUUGCCCUGAACAUCAUGAACUCCCAAGAAGGAGGCCCCGCCACGCAGCGUCAGGUGCAGAAUGGCCCCUCUCCUGAAGAGAUGGACAUCCAGAGAAGACAAGUGAUGGAGCAGCAGCAGCACCGCCAGGAGUCUCUGGAGAGAAGAGCCUCGGCCACAGGACCCAUCCUCCCACCUGGACAUCCCUCAUCUGCAGCCAGCGCCACCCUCUCAUGCAGUGGACCACCACCCCCGCCCCCACCCCCUGUCCCACCUCCACCCACAGGGGGCACCCCUCCUCCCCCGCCCCCUCUGCCAGCUGGAGGAGCUCAGGGGGCCAGCCACGAUGAGAGCUCAGCAUCAGGACUGGCUGCCGCCCUGGCCGGGGCCAAGCUGAGGAGGGUGCAGCGGCCAGAAGAUGCAUCUGGAGGCUCCAGUCCCAGUGGGACCUCAAAGUCCGAUGCCAACCGGGCAAGCAGUGGGGGAGGUGGAGGAGGCCUCAUGGAGGAAAUGAACAAACUGCUGGCCAAGAGGAGAAAAGCAGCCUCGCAGACAGACAAACCCGCUGACAGAAAGGAAGACGAGAGCCAAACGGAAGAUCCUAGCACCUCCCCAUCCCCAGGGACCCGAGCCACCGGCCAGCCACCUAACUCCUCAGAGGCUGGCCGGAAGCCCUGGGAGCGGAGCAACUCGGUGGAGAAACCCGUGUCCUCGCUGCUGUCCAGAACCCCGUCUGUGGCAAAGAGCCCUGAAGCUAAGAGCCCCCUCCAGUCGCAGCCUCACUCUAGGGUGAAGCCUGCUGGGAGCGUGAACGAUGUGGCCCUGGAUGCCUUAGAUUUGGACCGGAUGAAACAGCCACACCUGCCCCUGGAGAGCUGCUUGUCCCUUCACUGGAGGCUCUGCCCAGCAGGAGAUCCUGGAGGAGGUGGUCCGAGAGCUCCACAAGGUGAAGGAGGAGAUCAUUGACGCCAUCAGGCAGGAGCUGAGUGGGAUCAGCACCACAUAAGGUGGCGCUGGCCACGAAGGACAGCCAGGAGUCGCGGCUCGGCUGGCACUCGGCACUCGACGAGCCCAGGGAAGCUAGGAUGCUCCGCAGUCUCGCCUGUGAUACAACACUCCACGAGGAGACAAGGCUCCACCCUGGAUUUUCUAGUCCAUUUGACACAGAACACAAGCUCUAUUCUUUUUUGUAUUUUCUAUUUGCUUAUUUAAGUGUACAUUUCUUUGGUAUAUAGAGAGGACACCCCCAGAUCACCUGCUUCAUUAGAUGGCUUCCAAGUUUUCUCCUAGGUAACACUGUUGGCACCUGAGCUGGCAGCGAGCAGCCGACACAGCGUGGCCUUCCACGCUGCGGAGCUGUCCCAGCACAGCCCUGUCCCCGGCAGCCGUGGUGUUAGCAGUCUGUCCGCGCAGCGCGUGUUACGUCCACACAGUAAUAAACCGUUCACUGUCCACA
Jaculus jaculus (lesser Egyptian jerboa) is the source of this 1895-nucleotide messenger RNA. It is a transcript of the gene Evl, whose product is annotated as Enah/Vasp-like. The transcript has 14 exons. Gene Ontology annotation, molecular function: profilin binding; SH3 domain binding; actin binding. Gene Ontology annotation, cellular component: cytoskeleton. Gene Ontology annotation, biological process: actin polymerization or depolymerization; protein homotetramerization; positive regulation of actin filament polymerization. The coding region runs from base 125 to 1405 and encodes 426 amino acids. The record is from RefSeq and is a predicted model, not a curated record. Lineage: Eukaryota; Metazoa; Chordata; Mammalia; Rodentia; Dipodidae.